Molecule: messenger RNA, 5898 nt
Organism: Rotaria sordida
Lineage: Eukaryota; Metazoa; Rotifera; Eurotatoria; Philodinida; Philodinidae
Source: the annotation of a GenBank genome assembly
AUGAAUUUCAAAAUUCCUCUAUUAUUGGUUGUGAUUGCUUUGUCAACAGAAAUAGUCUUUUCCCAAAGUUGUUAUCCGACGACAUGGUCUACUUGGGCUUGUAGUGUAACUUGUGGCAAUGGUAGUUAUUCACGAUCAAGAAAUUGUAUAUCAAAUACAACAGAUACUUGCAAUAGCUGUUGGGAAACAUCGUAUCUGGCAACUGAAGUUCAAACAAUGGGUUGUAUACGUGAUCCAUGUCCUUAUUGUACAUGGACAAAUUUCACUGUAUUCCCAUGUUCAGCAUCAUGUAAUACUGGUUUUCGAUUACGAACACGUCAAUGUUUGACAGCCGGUGGUCAAUCAUGUGGUACAUGCGAUGGUAGUGAUGUUAUAUCUGAGUCUUGCACAGAACUACCAGCAUGUCCUGAUUUAUGUCCAAUCAAUAGUCAUAUUGAACGAAAUUAUACAGAUUGUGGUGUUACUUGUCAAAAUCGUGUGGGUAAUUCAACUUGUACAGUGCAAUCCGUUGGAUGUGUAUGUGAUGCGGGCUAUUUUCGUGAUUCUAUUGGUGGACAAUGUGUACGAGAAUGUAAUUGUGGUUGCCUUGAUUCUACAACUGGUUAUCAUCCGUUACGUCAAGUAUGGAAUGCAACUUGUACUACAUAUAUAUGUAAUUCUGGUGGUGUUAUUGAAAACAUUGGCUCUAUUUGUAAUACUAGUGUGAUACCGACACCAGUCAAUGGUGGUUGGACUGAUUGGCAAAAUCCUACUCCAAUUGUUUGUUCAGCAACUUGUGGUAAUGGUUCACGACCACAAUAUCGUACUUGUACAAAUCCAACACCACAAAAUGGUGGUUUAUAUUGUUCUGGUUCAGGCGUACAAUUAAUUAAUUGUUCAACUAAUAUUACAUGUCCUGGUUCGGAUAUAUGGUCAAAUUGGUCAACAUGGAGUGGAUGUAGUGUGACUUGUGGUAAUGGUACACGUACAGCUUAUCGAAAUUGUACAAGAGCAGUAUCUGGUGCAUCUGGUUCUGCUUCCUGUAAUGGAUCAAGUAUUAAUGUAACAGCUUGUUAUGCUGGAGCUUGUCCGAUCAAUGGAGCAUGGAAUGCAUAUAGUACUUAUUCAGCAUGUUCAUCAAUUUGUUCUCCUGGUUUGAGAGCUAGUCGUCGUAAUUGUGUUAAUCAAACAUCUGGUGGAUUAUCAUGUAUUGGUUAUGGACUUCAAUUUCAAAAUUGUUCAGGAUAUAAUGAAUCCUAUCAAUGUGAUGCUAUUGGUUAUUGGAGUAAUUGGACAAGUUGGAGUACAUGUUCUGUAUCGUGUGGUAUUGGUUAUCAAUAUCAAACUCGAAGAUGUCUUGGCGCUGGUUUUGGUUGUGUCGGUGAAGCAAUAAAUACAACAACUUGUGAUACAAAUGUAGUUUGUCCAAUUGACGGAAAUUGGACUAGUUGGUCAAGUUGGUCUUCAUGUCCGGCAACAUGUGGUACAGCUACAGUAUAUCGAACACGUAAUUGUACUGGUGCAUCUAAUGGUGGUGUUUGCUUGGGUUCUGCUCUUGAUACACAAUUAUGUGAUACAAAUGUUAGUUGUACUAGAUUGCCAUAUAAUGCAACUAAUGGAGGUUAUACUGCAUGGUCAAAGUGGGGUUCAUGUUCUAGUACAUGCGGAUCGGGUAUACAAAUACAAACAAGAUCGUGCACCAAUCCACUGCCAAGAUAUGGUGGUAGUUAUUGUGUUGGAUCUCCUAUUAAUAUUACAUCUUGUAAUUCUACACAACCAUGUCCAAUCAAUGGUAAUUGGUCAGUUUGGUCAAAUUUUUCAGCAUGUAGUGGUACAUGUGGAAAUGGUGAAAGAUCACGUACGCGUAUUUGUGCAAAUCCUUCUCCAUCUAAUGGUGGUCAACAAUGUGAAGGAGCAGCAGUUGAAAUACAAGAUUGUGCAACUGGUAUUGAUUGUCCUGUGGAUGGAGUCUGGGGAAAUUGGAGUUUAACUAUAUCGUGUUUUGGUAUUUGUGGUAAUGGUACACAAAUCUAUACACGUAAUUGUACACCACCAAUUGGCGGUGGUCUAAUGUGUGCGGGUGCAACACGACGAGAAGAAACAUGUGAUCUUAAUCGACCAUGUCCAAUUAAUGGUGGUUGGAGUGAUUGGAGUAAUUUUACAACGUGUAGUGUUACAUGUGGUGUUGGUGUUUAUUCUCGAAUUCGUGAAUGUAAUAAUCCAGUACCACAAUAUGGUGGAGAUUUAUGUAUUGGUCCACCGCUUGAAACAGCUUAUUGUUUAACAAAUGUAUCAUGUCCAAUUGACGGUGGAUGGACUACUUGGACAGGUUGGUCAAAUUGUUCAUUGAAUUGUUCAGGUGGUAUACAAACACGAACAAGAAAUUGUACAAAUCCAUCACCAGCUUACAAUGGAGCUCCAUGUGUCGGUUCAAGUUAUCAAUAUCAAACAUGCAAUGAUGAUAUUGCUUGUGUUAUCUUGAUCACAGGUUCUCCUAUUAAUGGAACUUGGAGUACUUGGACGACUUGGGCAUCAUGUGCAGGUACAUGUGGUAAUGGAACUCAAACAAGAUAUCGUAAUUGUACGGGACAAUAUAAUGGUGGUUAUCCAUGUAUUGGUUCUACAAUUGAAUCUCAAAUAUGUAAUACCAAUGUAACAUGUCCAAUCAAUGGUGGUUGGUCAAGUUUUACAAAUUAUGGACCAUGUUCAGCAACAUGUGAUAAUGGAACACAAGUACGUACACGUAAUUGUAAUAAUCCUCUGCCAUCAUUUGGAGGAGCACAAUGUUACGGUGAUACAAAAGAAACACGAGCAUGUUCAUCAAAUAGAAAUUGUCCAAUUGAUGGUGGAUGGUCAACUUGGGCACAAUCAGCAUGUUCAUCAACAUGUGGAGUUGGUUAUCGAAUUCGACAGAGAAAUUGUUCAAAUCCAACACCACAAUAUGGUGGUACUUAUUGUAUUGGUUCAGCAGUUGAUACAAUUCUAUGUAAUGCAUCUAUUCUUACAUGUCCAGUUAUGGGAACAUGGGGUACAUGGGUAAAUGCUACAAGUUGUUCAGUUUCCUGUGGUUAUGGUAUUCGUAUACGUAAUCGAACAUGUCUUCCAAUUGGUUCGAUUAAUUGUGUUGGUGAUUCAGUUCAAGUUGAAACAUGUGAUUCAGGAGUUAGUUGUGCUACUCCAGCUCCUUGGGAUUCGGUCAAUGGUAAUUGGAGUGAAUGGUCUAAUUGGUCACCGUGUUCUGUAAGCUGUGGAAAUGGUACUCAAUAUCAAACAAGGGCUUGUAAUACGUCAACUCCUUCAGAAGGUGGAUCAUUAUGUAGAGGUGAUGCUUUAAGAAUACAGACAUGUGGUACAAAUGUUGCUUGUCCAGUCAAUGGUAAUUGGUCAACAUGGGGAAGUUAUUCACCUUGUAGUACAACAUGUGGUCCUGGUAUUCGAACUCGAAUUCGAUAUUGUAAUAAUACAAAUAAUUUUAAUGAAUUAUGUAUUGGACAAGCUUUGGAAACAGCAGUAUGUAAUCUCAAUGUUACAUGUCCUGCGGUUGGUGUUUGGAGAAGCUGGAGUAGUUGGAGUACAUGCAGUGGUAGUUGUGGUACUGGUCUUCAAGUUCGAACACGAAAUUGUAAUGUAACAGCUGGAGGUGAACAAUGUUCUGGUUCACCAUUAGAAGCUCAACAAUGUAAUACAAAUAUAACAUGUCCAAUUGCUGGUGGAUGGGGAACUUGGACAAAUUGGACAGCUUGUUCAUCAGCUUCAUGUGCUGCUGGUAGUAGUUAUCGUUUUCGAACAUGUAAUAAUCCUGAACCUUCUAAUGGUGGGCAAUUAUGUACGGGUGAUGCAAUGGAAACUAGAGUAUGUUAUGGAUUACUUACAUGUCCAAUAGAUGGUGGUUGGUCAUCAUGGGGUGAAUGGUCAACAUGUUCGUCAACUUGUGCUGGUGGUCGCCGUUAUCGAUAUCGAAAUUGUUCUAAUCCUGUACCAUCCAAUGGUGGUUUGUCAUGUAUUGGAUCAUCGGUUGAAAUUGAUGGUACAUGUGGUAAUUCUACAUGUGGUUCUAAUCCUGCUGUUGAAAUUGGUGUGUGGGAAAAUUGGAAUGCAUGGUCAGAAUGUGCAGCUACAUGUGGAUUUGGUAUCAGACGACGAACACGAAAUUGUACAACAACCGGUUUACCUUGUAUUGGCUUAAAUUAUGAAAUAGAAUCAUGUAAUUCAUCUAUUAAUUGUCCUGUGGAUGGUAUUUGGGGAACUUGGAGCAAUUAUUCUGCUUGUACUGCUUCAUGUAGUAGUGGUACACAAACACGAACACGUCUUUGUAUCAAUCAAUCUGAUGGAGGACAAUCAUGUUAUGGUUCAGGGACACAAACAAUUUCAUGCAAUACAAAUGUCACGUGUCCAAUUAAUGGACAAUGGACAACAUGGAGUUCACAAAGUUCUUGUUCAGCUACAUGUGGUACCGGAUUUACGGUUCGUACACGUACUUGUACACAAAUAAUACCAACAUUUGGUGGUGUCUCAUGUCCUGGUUCUUCAUUACUUUAUGAAACAUGUACAUCUGCACAAAAUUGUUCAAUCAAUGGACAAUGGGGUGCAUGGAGACCAUGGUCAGCUUGUACAGCUACUUGUGGUAAAAAUGCAACAAAAUAUACUACUCGAGUUUGUGAUAGUCCAGCACCAUUAUAUGGUGGUACUGGUUGUAUAAGCGUAGCAUUCAAUGUAACGACGUGUACUGAAUUAUCCGAUUGUCCAUUAUGCCAACCGAAUGAAGUAUUCACAAAUACAGCUCCAACACCUUGUCCUUCACUUUGUUCAAAUCCAGCUGAUACAACAUGGUGUUUAACAGAUGUAUGGCAACCAAAAUGCUUAUGUCGAUCACCUUAUGCAUGGAAUGAUGCAACAAAUUCAUGUUCAUUAUGGUGUGAUUGUGGUUGUUAUGGAACAACUAAUGAAAAAUAUGCUGUUAGAACUGUUUGGCAAGAAAGUAAUUGCCGUACAUAUCAAUGUAUGUAUUCAAAUAAUACUGCCGAUGAUUCUCCACAAGCAACAUUAAUAUCUAACAAUUGUUCAAGCUGUGCAUAUUUUGGUUGGUCAACAUGGUCAUCAUGUAAUGUAUCAUGUGGUCGAGGUUAUCAGACACGUAGUCGAUCUUGUCUUAAUUUAAAUACGAAUGCACUAUGUAAUACAUGUGGAGGAAUUAAUAUUCAAACACAAAUAUGUGAAAAAACACCUUGUGAAGUAUGCCAACUUGGCCCAUACGUACCAGCAAAUGAAUGUUCACGAACAUGUGGCAAUGGUACUCAAGCAUUAAAUCGAACAUGUUAUAAUAUAGCCUCAUCAAGUUCAUCAGUUCCACAAUUAUGUUCAGAUGCAAAUCAAUGUGAUACGAACAUAACUAGUAUACGAACAUGUAAUCCAGAUGAGUGUAUCAUUUGUACUUGGUCUACAUGGGUUAAUGGUCGAUGUUCUGUAACAUGUGGUACUGGUACAUAUGUUCGACAACGUUUUUGUAUUGAUCAAUAUGCUAGAAAUUGUACAACAUGUACUCCUAAUAGUGAUAUAAUUAGUUCUCGACCAUGUUUCUAUCCAAGUUGUACAACAAGUCGUCGACGACGUAGUGUUAUUAGUUGGUUGUCUUCAUGAAUCAUCGACGUUAUUCGUCAAAAUGAAAUGAUGUAUGUACUUAAAUCAUCAUUAAAUGAAUGUUUAGAUAUGAUUAGAAUUUCAAAUCAAGCAAUAUGCUUAAUGAUGACUAAAUCUGGUGAUCAACAAUUUACCAAGAUAAUCGAACAAUUAUCAACAAUUCCAUUUGAUGAACGUCAAGCAACAAUUAAUAAAAUUUUUUCUGCUUAUACUCCAUUAAUUGAAGAUAUUACAACGAGAAUAAUGGAUGCUGCUCAACAUCUAAUAAUAAACAAUGACUAA